This is a messenger RNA of Caenorhabditis elegans, 719 nucleotides long. It is a transcript of the gene eakr-3, whose product is annotated as Mediator of RNA polymerase II transcription subunit 7. The record is from RefSeq and is marked reviewed. Bases 21 to 719 code for a protein of 232 amino acids. The transcript is spliced from 3 exons. NCBI's taxonomy places the organism in Eukaryota, Metazoa, Nematoda, Chromadorea, Rhabditida, Rhabditidae.
GAAAUUCGUCAAUACUCAAAAUGGGAAAUCUUAUGACUCGAUCCCUUCCGGAUCAUUAUCUACCAACAGAACUACCACUAGUAUACCCCGAAGAGUACUGUGUGUAUCCUACUAAUCGCCGUAAGACCCCUGAAGAAUUGGAGAUGUACCGAAUGAACGCAAAGAGUUUGUCCGAGUGUCAAGCCGGAGAAUUUCCAUUUUAUGGAGAUGAAGGAACUGCCAAGAACUAUAGACAUUCGAUCGGAAAUAUUCUAGCCAAAAUGACAACUCUCAAGGCGUACUAUGAUCAGGUUUACACUACUGGCUUGCGAGGAGGCAAGAUAAAUGGACUUAUUCAGCUAUUCUGCAACCAAGUCAACAUCCUCUGUCAUCACUAUGAGAUCUUCUUCCGUGAAUCAUCUGUUAAAGUUGACAAAUACGUAGAGAAGCGAAAGCAGAUUGCACGCGAUGGUUACAAGGAUCUCAAGAAUCUCAGUCUAAUCAUUUAUCUGAACGAAAGAAGAAAUCCAAUACUCUUCAAACUUGUUCGGCAACGUGUUAAAUUUCAAGCUCGGCAGGUUCAAAAACUCGUAGAUCACUUCCACAGAACCUUCUGUCCAGUUCUGACAAAUGCGAUUCCAAAGCCGAAUGCUCCACCAAUGAGAAUUGCAGCUUCUCCGACAAGUGCUCAGAUUAUUCCGUUUUACGAUGAUUCAAAAUUUGGAAUUAUUGUUGAUUGA